Closterium sp. NIES-67 is the source of this 1086-nucleotide messenger RNA. Lineage: Eukaryota; Viridiplantae; Streptophyta; Zygnematophyceae; Desmidiales; Closteriaceae. The record is from the annotation of a GenBank genome assembly.
GCGUGUGCCUCGAUAUUAGCAAUGGUUCGGCCUCACUAGUAGUUGGUUAGAGUCCCAGACUGCGCUGAGCCGUCUUCUCACUAGUUCGUCGUUGCUAGAGCCAAGCAGCUUAUUCAGCUUCAACUGCCAAGUAUAGCUUGCCAGGAUCCGGCUCUACGAGCGGUCGCUAACCGAGUGUAACCUCGUCAGCCUCCUGUUCUGAAUCUGUCUAGCCGAUUCACUUCAGCCAUGGCAGUUUACCGCGCUGUUGAGGUAUGGAGGGUUGACGGAGUUCAGUAAACACGGCCGCGCAGGCAGCUCAAGGCAGAGUUCACAGCGCCAUCCCGCGCCAAGCUUGUUUCCCGGCUGGAGCUUCAGCUUCUUACACCUAGAUUCUGACUGCAUCUUCAUCGUCAUCCCAGUAUCAGGCCUCUCGACGCUUCACGACUACAGCUGACGGUUCUCCUGGUGUUCUCGUCCCCCCUGAAAGCGACGGCUAGCCUUCGUUCAGCUCGAUCGUCCCGGAUCUUGUCGCGCGGAUCCUUUCCGCUCCACCGUCCUCUCACUGAGAGAAAGUCUCACCAGAUCGUCUUCUAACGCGACAAGUGGAGCUGUCUGCUGGUGAUUUGCCGCGUUUCUCCAGCAGCGUCCAUCGCAGCCAUGCUGUCGGCGAGCUUCAAUCGCCUGGUGGAGGCGGCGAUCGUGCCGUUCGCGAGGUGCUCACUCUCGCCGCCUUCGGCUACCUCCUCGCGCUGCCCGGCGUCAACGUGCUCACCGACAAAGCCCGGCGCUGCUCGGAAAGCUCGUCUUCGCGCUAUUCCUCCCAUGCCUCAUCUUCGCUUACCUGGGGGAUACGCUGACGCUAGAGCGCAUGCGGCUCUGGUGGUUCAUCCCCGUUAACGUCCAUCAUCGCUGCUGUUUCUGGCUGCUUCAUGGGCCUGCUGGUCGUCGCGUUUGCCCGCCCGCCGCCCCGCUUUUACCGCUUGACGAUCGUUAUGACGGGGAUUGGCAACAUCGGCAACAUCCCCCUCGCUAUAGUCAACUCCAUUUGCAGGCGGAAGGUGGACAACCCGUUCGGGUCCCCUGCGGAGUGCCACCAUCACGGCG